Molecule: messenger RNA, 1638 nt
Organism: Ogataea parapolymorpha DL-1
Lineage: Eukaryota; Fungi; Ascomycota; Pichiomycetes; Pichiales; Pichiaceae
Product: Transcription factor tau subunit
Exons: 1
Coding region: 1-1638 (545 amino acids)
Biological process (GO): transcription initiation at RNA polymerase III promoter
Cellular component (GO): transcription factor TFIIIC complex
Source: RefSeq, a predicted model, not a curated record
AUGCCUUUCAACGAGCUUGCGCCGCAAUACGAGCUCAAUGUCCCGAGCUAUCUUUCCAUUGAGUACCCGCUAAAUGUGAAGAACGUGUCAAAGGCAAUUGGCAUGGUGGGCGGGCGAGAGAAAAUAGCACAAUGUUUUAUCGAGCCAGAAAUGAGACUCGAGCUUAAACUGCGGCCUGACGACGUAUAUUCGCAUCCUGUCUCCUCUGAGAAGUGUGACACCACCGAGAACAUGCUCAUGAGGCUGAGUCUGCCCAAGAAAGUGCUCCAGAAACACAACUAUAACGUGCAGGCCGCUCUAAAAGAAUGCGAGGAAAAUAACAUCACCUACGGCUCUAGCGUGGAAGGGAUUCUCAACAAAACUUAUAAAUUCCGCCAGCUUGCCGACUUCCAGACUGUUCACAAGAACUCGCCGUUCACAAACCAGUUUCUGGACUCUGUCGGGAAAGCCGAUCUGGAAAAAAUUAAGCAGUUUGCGGAUUACAUUGAAAAAGACCAUCAGGUGCAGUCCAAGUUCGAAAACAAAGAUCUCGAUUUGCCGCCGCUAGUCAGGUACGCGCGCGUGGAUAUUCCUUAUAACUACAGAUAUGUUGGAAACCUCUUAAUUGACGAGAACGGUGAGCUGACUCGGGACAGUGUCAAGCUGCACACUAUAUUCGUGGACUGGGGAGAAAAAGUGCCAACAUCAUACAAUCCAGCACUCCAAAAAGAGCUGGACAGGUGUGUUCAGGAGGUGGAAAGCUUGAAGGAGCGCGGUUUGGAGCGUCUGGUGCCGGAUUCGCCAGCCUUCAGUCUGCUGCGUUGCAUCGAGAUCCUGAAAAAAUUAUUUGACAUGAAACCGAUUUGGCUACGAAGACAUAUUAGCUGGAUGCUACCAUCGCGCCUACGACCUCAAUUGAGGUUUGCACUGCCGUAUGUUGCUUUCACCACCAAGAAGGGUCCUUGGCGACAGUCGUACAUUAAGCUGGGCUACGAUCCAACGCUACAUAAAGAAGCUGUUGAUUAUCAGGUAGAGGCAUUCAGAAUGAGCAGCAAAUCGUUUACAAUGACAGAGAUGGAGCGAAUGGUGGAGGCGGGCGAGGAACCGCUCGUAGUGCCACCGACGCUGGCAAGCCACGAGGCCGAGUUUGACGAUCCCGAUUCCGAAAUCAGCCAGCUCGGUAUAGGUAAAGUGCCCAAACAGCUAUUCUACGACGGAGUGAGCCCUACGUGUGCCGUUUCGUUCCAAAUUGGAGACAUGGCGGAUGAGGACGUCAGGAAAAUCCUGAAAGAUGCCCAUAUCCAGGACCAGUGUCUGGAAGCCACGGGAUGGCUCGAUUGGGUAACGGUGUGUCGAAUCCGGGGAGUUAUAAAAUACAAGCUGGAAUGUAUUGAUAAGGGAAAAAACUUUGAUGUUGACAAAGUGCAAGCGAUAAUGACCAGGACCAGCUAUCCAUUCAACGAUUACAAAGGCCUAGUGCCGCGUGAAGAUGACGACAAUGAGGAAGAAAACGAGCAACCAGAAGCCGUUGACACCAACAUUGCCAAGGACGAUCUGAUCACACGGCUAAAGGUGUUCAACUCUCAGAACAGCCACAUUCUGGACGAAUUGACAGGCCUACUCAAGCAGGAAUCGUUCAUGGACGCUGGUAGACGGUAA